Molecule: messenger RNA, 2049 nt
Organism: Trachemys scripta elegans
Lineage: Eukaryota; Metazoa; Chordata; Testudines; Emydidae
Gene: MRM3
Product: mitochondrial rRNA methyltransferase 3
Exons: 4
Coding region: 19-1293 (424 amino acids)
Biological process (GO): RNA processing
Molecular function (GO): RNA methyltransferase activity; RNA binding
Source: RefSeq, a predicted model, not a curated record
ACCUGGUGUCAGGGCAAGAUGGCGGCGCUCAGGCGUCUCACGCUGGGUCCUGCCGCCGCGCUGCUUCGGGCUCAGCCGGGAGGAGCCGGGGCGGGCGCGGCUGCGGGGCGGCGCUGGGUGCGGGCGCUGAGGCGGAGCCCGGUCCGCGUGCUGCCCCCGCGCAAAGAGCAGAGAGCGGCCGCCCCGGCCGGGCGGGAACCCGCGGAGCCGAAGGGAGCCCGGCUGUGGCCGGCCCCGGAGAAGAGCCCGGCCGGGCAGGAGCUGCGCUUCGAGAAGGCGGAGCCCGGAGACAGGCGGCUGGGAAAAGUGGUGACAAUUGCCAAGUCGAAGAAGUUUCGCGACCAGCAUGGGAAGAUUCUGCUGGAGGGUCAGAGACUUAUCAAGGAUGCCCUGGACGCUGGAGCAGUGCCCCAGACUCUCUUCUUCAGUACUGUGGGGCACCUGAAGGAACUGCCUGAGGAAAAGCUGAAGAAAACCACUCUAGUUAAGGUGAAGUUUGAAGACAUUAAGAACUGGUCUGACCUCAUAACUCCUCAAGGGCUGAUAGGAAUCUUUUCCAGACCUGACCAUACCAAGAUGACUUACCCAGCUGUCCAGCAACGGAAUUGGCUGCCCCUGUCCCUUAUCUGUGACAAUCUCCGCGAUCCAGGAAACCUGGGGACUAUACUGAGAUCUGCAGCUGGAGCAGGCUGCAGCAAAGUGCUGCUCACCAAAGGCUGCGUGGAUCCGUGGGAGCCCAAAGUGCUUCGUGCAGGCAUGGGGGCUCACUUCCGCCUGCCCAUCAUUGCCAAUCUGGAGUGGGAAUCCAUUUCCGACUAUCUUCCCACAGACACACAGGUCUACGUGGCCGACAGCCAUGACCCAAGAACACAGGACAAGAUGGAGGAUGGGUCGGGAAAGGCCAGCAGCUAUGGUUGGGUUUCCAGACCUCACAACUUGAAGGCUCCGAUAGGCAGAGAGGACUUGGCUUUUGAUUCAGAGAGCGAAGAGGAGGAGCAGGGAACAGAUGAGGCCUGGUUCCCAGAACUUGACACUCAAUGUUACCACGAGAACUGGACACGGGCGCCAGCAGCAGCAGUGGUGAUUGGUGGGGAGACCCAUGGUUUGAGCACAGAAGCACUUCGGCUAGCAGAGAGCACCGGGGGGAAGAGACUGAUUAUUCCUGUGGUCCCAGGCGUGGACAGUUUGAACUCAGCCAUGGCCGCGAGCAUCCUGUUGUUUGAGGGGAAGAGACAAUUGCAGCUGAGAGAGAAGCAAGAGAGCAAAGGACAGAAGUUCCCUGCCUUGGGCUAAACUGUGCAGGAGACCAUUCUGAAGAGACAGAGCCUCCUCUUCUGUAUGUUCCCAUGCAGGCAGCUUGCAGGGGAAUCAAUAAAAUCACAGGUUUUGUAACUGCUAUUCAGUUUACACUUGCACAGCUGUUAAAACAGACCUGCCCCCGAGAGGUCCAUGCCCAUGUUCAACACCCAGAGGCUCCACAGAGUGCCCAUUUUCUGCACUUGAUGCCCCUUAGCAUUAGUGAACACAUGAAACUCUGGGCAGUGUGCCCAAAUUUUGGGACUCCAAGGGCCACACUUACCUGCAGCUUCCAUCAAGGUGUAGGCUUUGGAGAGAGCAGGCCUUUGCACCUGCUGCUCUGACCUGUUCCCUAGGAAUGCCAUAAGGGGGUUAGCAGAGAGCCAUUUUUAGAGGUAGUCAAAAGAAUUAGCAAUUGCUAACACAGCCCUUGAGUGAUUUAGUUAAAGUCCCUAUCAAGUGAGCUUAAGUCCUCAAAUCCAGGCCUGCUCCCCCACCUCUGAAAUGAGGUUGGGUUUGGUGCUAUCUGUUGAGCAAUAACACACACCCGCUUUCUCGCUUCUGACCCUUGUACACCAAGCUAGCUUCCAGUGACUCGCAUUACUGGGAGUAGGAAAAGCAAAGGAGAGGUUGUGCAAUCAGGUGUAGUUUACAGACAGUUCUCCUAAGGGGACUCUUUUUCUUGGGGUGGGUGACUCCCCCAUCCUGAAGAACAGGGCAGGAGGGAGUCUCUCACCAGGGCCCCAGAGGUUC